AUGGGGCAGACCAAUGUAACCUCCUGGAGUGAUUUUGUCUUCCUGGGCUUCUCCAGUUUUGGGAGGUUGCAACUCCCGCUCUUUGCCUUGUUCCUCUCUCUGUAUCUCGUCACCCUGACCAGCAAUGUCUUCAUUAUCAUAGUCAUCAGGCUGGAUAGCCAUCUGCACACACCCAUGUACCUCUUCCUUUCCUUCCUAUCUUUCUCCGAGACCUGCUACACUUUGGGCAUCAUCCCUAGGAUGCUCUCCGGCCUGGCUAUGGGGGACCAGGCUAUCUCCUAUGUGGGCUGUGCCGCCCAGAUGUUCUUCUCUGCCUCGUGGGCCUGUACUAACUGCUUCCUUCUGGCUGCCAUGGGCUUUGACAGAUAUGUAGCCAUCUGUGCCCCACUGUACUAUGCCAGCCGCAUGACUCCCACCCACUGUGCCCAGCUAGUUGGCACCUCCUUCCUGACUGGAUACUUCUUUGGACUGGGAAUGACACUGGUUAUUUUCCACCUCUCAUUCUGCAGCUCCCAUGAGAUCCAGCACUUUUUUUGUGAUACGCCACCAGUGCUGAGCCUAGCCUGUGGGGAUACAGGCCUGAGUGAGCUGGGAAUCCUCAUCCUUAGUCUUCUGGUUCUCUUGGUCUCCUUCUUCUUCAUCACCAUCUCCUACGCCUACAUCUUGGUGGCAAUACUGAAUAUCCCCUCUGCUGAGGGGCAGAAGAAGGCCUUCUCCACUUGUGCCUCACACCUCACAGUGGUCAUUAUUCACUAUGGCUGUGCCUCCUUCAUGUACUUGAGGCCCAAAGCCAGCUACUCUCUUGAGAGAGACCAGCUUAUUGCCGUGACCUAUACUGUUGUGACCCCUCUCCUCAACCCCGUUGUUUAUAGUCUAAGGAAUAGGGCUGUACAGACAGCUCUGAGGAAUGUUUUCAGAGGGAGAUUGCUGGGUAAAGGAUGA
This is a messenger RNA of Saimiri boliviensis boliviensis (Bolivian squirrel monkey), 942 nucleotides long. RefSeq names its product olfactory receptor family 10 subfamily Z member 1 (gene OR10Z1). Gene Ontology annotation, cellular component: membrane. Gene Ontology annotation, molecular function: G protein-coupled receptor activity; olfactory receptor activity. Lineage: Eukaryota; Metazoa; Chordata; Mammalia; Primates; Cebidae. The record is from RefSeq and is a predicted model, not a curated record. Gene Ontology annotation, biological process: G protein-coupled receptor signaling pathway.